Messenger RNA from Macaca mulatta (Rhesus monkey), 1022 nucleotides. RefSeq names its product RAB33A, member RAS oncogene family (gene RAB33A). Gene Ontology annotation, molecular function: GTPase activity; GTP binding. The record is from RefSeq and is marked provisional. Gene Ontology annotation, biological process: Rab protein signal transduction. Lineage: Eukaryota; Metazoa; Chordata; Mammalia; Primates; Cercopithecidae.
CCUGGCUUUUGUGUUGGUGCCUCCGAGCUGCAAGGAGGGUGCGCUGGAGGAGGAGGAGGGGGGCCCGGAAUGAGAGGCACCCUCUUCACGCGCGCGCGCACACGGUGCCGGCGCACGCACACACGGGCGGACACACACACGCGCGCACACACACGCGCACAGAGCUCGCUCGCCUCGAGCGCACGAACGUGGACGUUCUCUUUGUGUGGAGCCCUCGAGGGGGGUUGGGGCCCCGGUUCGGUCCGGGGGAGAUGGCGCAGCCCAUCCUGGGCCAUGGGAGCCUGGAGCCCGCCUCGGCCGCUGGCCUGGCGUCCCUGGAGCUUGACUCGUCGCUGGACCAGUACGUGCAGAUUCGCAUCUUCAAAAUCAUCGUGAUUGGGGACUCCAACGUGGGCAAGACCUGCCUAACCUUCCGCUUCUGCGGGGGUACCUUCCCAGACAAGACUGAAGCCACCAUCGGCGUGGACUUCAGGGAGAAGACCGUGGAAAUCGAGGGCGAGAAGAUCAAGGUUCAGGUGUGGGACACAGCAGGUCAGGAACGUUUCCGCAAAAGCAUGGUCGAGCAUUACUACCGCAACGUACAUGCCGUGGUCUUCGUCUAUGACGUCACCAAGAUGACAUCUUUCACCAACCUCAAAAUGUGGAUCCAAGAAUGCAAUGGGCAUGCUGUGCCCCCACUAGUCCCCAAAGUGCUUGUGGGGAACAAGUGUGACUUGAGGGAACAGAUCCAGGUGCCCUCCAACUUAGCCCUGAAAUUUGCUGAUGCCCACAACAUGCUCUUGUUUGAGACAUCGGCCAAGGACCCCAAAGAGAGCCAGAACGUGGAGUCGAUUUUCAUGUGCCUGGCUUGCCGAUUGAAGGCCCAGAAAUCCCUGCUAUAUCGUGAUGCUGAGAGGCAGCAGGGGAAGGUGCAGAAACUGGAGUUCCCACAGGAAGCUAACAGUAAAGCUUCCUGUCCUUGUUGAAACCAAACGGUGUAAAUACAAGAUAAAUUAUCACUGGAGUUUUUCUUUCCCUUUUUU